AAGGGACUUGAAUUAUAAGCGGGCUGUAAACUCUCUGCACCCCGCCCAAGCCCCUAUGGUACUUUGGCGUCCCCUCUAGCAUUGACAAGUCGCCUUCCUCUUCGCCCGGCGCCGGCAGCUAACUCUCUAUGAUCGCCGAGUUCCCGGCGCCGUCUCGUUGGUAUUUAGUUCCGGAAGCGAGUUUGAAUCAGAGGAGAGGCUGGACUUCCCUCCCGGAAGUAACCCACGUGCUUCCGCUGGAGCCUUCUCGGGAGGCAGGUAACGUUAUAGUUUUUGUCAGAAGUUGGGGUCUCCGUGAGCAUUGUGAUCCGUCCCAGGCAGUGGAGGCCAGAAGGAGAUACCUUCCACGGUGCUAGGCUGAGAUGGAUCCUCUCAGGGCCCAACAGCUGGCUGCGGAGCUGGAGGUGGAGAUGAUGGCUGAUAUGUACAACAGAAUGACCAGUGCCUGCCACCGGAAGUGUGUGCCUCCUCACUACAAGGAAGCAGAGCUCUCCAAGGGCGAGUCUGUGUGCCUGGACCGAUGUGUCUCUAAGUACUUGGACAUCCAUGAGCGAAUGGGCAAAAAGUUGACAGAGUUGUCUAUGCAGGAUGAAGAGCUGAUGAAGAGGGUGCAGCAGAGCUCUGGGCCCGCAUGAGGUCCGUGUCAGUAUACACCGUGGGGUACACCCCACCCCUUCCCACAUUAAUAAAAGUGCUCUCUGUUGGGUGUCAUCUGUGAAGACUGCCAGGCCUAAGCUCUCUGUUGCGAGUCUUCAAGAUCCUGGAGUGGUAGCGCUCUCUUCUGGUGAAGGAGUAUUUGUCACACUGGAAUGUGACUGUGUGUGUAUGUAUGUAUGUAUAUAUAUAUUAAAACAAGUUUGUUGACACCUA
This is a messenger RNA of Rhinopithecus roxellana (golden snub-nosed monkey), 870 nucleotides long. RefSeq names its product translocase of inner mitochondrial membrane 10 (gene TIMM10). Gene Ontology annotation, cellular component: mitochondrial inner membrane. Gene Ontology annotation, biological process: protein insertion into mitochondrial inner membrane. Bases 363 to 635 code for a protein of 90 amino acids. Lineage: Eukaryota; Metazoa; Chordata; Mammalia; Primates; Cercopithecidae. The transcript has 3 exons. The record is from RefSeq and is a predicted model, not a curated record.